AUGGGCUUGAGUUUGGGUGCAUAUUUGUUGCAUCCUGUUACGGAUAAACAUUCUUCAGACGAGGAAAAUGGGAAAAUUAUAUAUGGUGUGAGCUCAAUGCAGGGAUGGAGGGAAACACAAGAAGAUGCUCACAACUGCUUAUUAGACUUUGAUUCAGAUGCUUCAUUAUUUGCGGUGUACGAUGGGCAUGGUGGUAAUGAAGUAUCAGAGUAUACAUCUCUACAUUUACCAAAUUUCAUUAAAGAAAAUGAGUUUUAUAAAAAAGGUGACUUUGAAAAAGCAUUAAAGGAGUCUUUUGUAAAGUUUGACUGCACAUUAAAAGAACCUGAAGUGGUUGAACUUUUACAAAAGCUUGCCAAGUAUAAUGAAUACAAUAAUGAUGAUGAAUCCGAGUCUGAGGAUGAAAACUUGGGUAGUUUAAAGGAGGAAGCGCAAAUGGCAAUCGAAGAUGUUAUGGCUAAAUAUGUUUUAAAUCGUAAAGAAAAUGAAAAGACUAAUAAUUCCGAAGCCACACAGUCUAGUAGUAAUAAAGUUUUAUCAAAUGAUUCAGUAAGGUGCAGUGAAGUAAGUUCUAAUGAAACGGAAUGUAGUUCUAGUAAAUCGAAUACAAGCUUCAAUGAAUCAGAAUCUGAAGUGUCAAGUUCAUCAUCAUCUUGUGCAGUUUCGAGAAAAAGUUUAAGUGAAAAAUAUAACUGUGUUGACAAAAUUAAAAAGCCAUUGCUUGAUUCAACUUCAAAUGGGUCAAUAAAAUCAAACAAGGGUGAAAAUAGUAAGAUUGACACUUCCGGUAGUGGUGAAUCAAAUGUUACACCGAGCAAAGUUCAAACUGAAUCAAAUAACAGUUCCAAUAAAGAAGAAAUUGUAAAAUCAACUAGUUCAGAAGUAGUAGAUAAUACUAGUAAAUCAAGCUGUAAUGGUAAAUUUAAAAAUAGUACAGUCGAAAAUACUAUAAGUUCAUCUGUGGAAAACGGUGAAUCGAAUGAACCAAAAAAAUCAGGUAAAGAUGUUAAUGAAGAAAUGAGCGAAAGUGAUAGUGAUGAUGUAUCUUUUAAUGGUCCAGAAAGUCGUAGUGAUGAUGAUGAUGAUGAUGAUGAUAAUGAGGUUGAUGAGGAUGAUGAUGAUGACGACGAAGAAGAAGUAAGUAAAGGAGAUGAUGACGAGGACGAUGAAAAAGAUGAUGAUGAUGAAAACGAUGGGGAUGACGAUGGAGAUUAUGAUGAUGAUGAUGAAAUAGAUCGUUGUUUUAUGGAACCUGGAUCGGAAAGCGGUUGUACGGCUCUCGUGGCAUUGAUUAAAAAUAAUAAAAUUUACGUCGCAAAUGCUGGAGAUUGCAGAUGCGUGGUAUCAAAAAAUGGCGAAGCCGUAGAAUUAAGUAUAGAUCACAAACCGGAAAACGAUAUCGAAUUAAAACGAAUAGAAAAAGCUGGAGGAAGGGUCAGCGCUGGAAGAGUCAACGACGGUUUAAAUUUAUCAAGAGCAUUAGGUGAUCACGUGUACAAGCGUACGGCAGAUUUGCCACCGGAAGAACAAAUGAUUUCUCCAUUACCAGACAUUCAAAUAAUAGAUUUAGAACCGGAUAUAGAAUUUAUGGUUUUAGCUUGCGAUGGAAUAUGGAAUUCAAUGUCUAGUAAAGAAGUUGUAGAUUUUGUUAGACCGAGGCUUAUCGAGAAAAAUGAAAAAGUGUCGAAAAUUUGCGAAGAAAUGUUCGAUCAUUGUUUGGCUCCGAACACUCUUUGCGAUGGAACGGGUUGCGAUAACAUGACAGCCAUUAUAGUACAAUUUAAAGAAUCGACAUUUUUUAAAUGUAAAAAACGUCAUUUGGAGGUUGUUGAUAGCGAAUCGGAAAUAUCAGCGAAAAAAACAAAGACUGAAGAUGUGUCCUCAACUGAUUCGAUAGGUACAACAAUCAGUCAAUCGAACGAUACCUGUUUUCAAGAAAAAUCAUCAUCUAAUUCUCCAGAUACAACUCAGUAA
This is a messenger RNA of Pediculus humanus corporis (human body louse), 1974 nucleotides long. Its product is annotated as protein phosphatase 2C gamma, putative. NCBI's taxonomy places the organism in Eukaryota, Metazoa, Arthropoda, Insecta, Psocodea, Pediculidae. The coding region runs from base 1 to 1974 and encodes 657 amino acids. Gene Ontology annotation, molecular function: protein serine/threonine phosphatase activity; cation binding. The transcript is spliced from 6 exons. Gene Ontology annotation, biological process: protein dephosphorylation. The record is from RefSeq and is a predicted model, not a curated record.